UGUUGUUUUCUCUUUUCAGCAAAGGAUCCCAAGCGAGAAACUUUGUCUAAGGAACUAGAGCAGCAAGAAAAUAUUUUGAAACAGUGUGUUGAAAGUCUUAAAUUAAUUGAAGCAAGUAGAGCGGCAGUUGUAUCUCAGUUGAAAGAAGCUUUGCAUGAGCAGGAAUCUGAACUGGAGAAUGUUCGAACUCAAAUUCAGUCUCAAACCCUCCAAAUUGAGUAGUUCGCCACAUGGUGGUCUUUCGAGUAGUCCUCCUGUGGGCUCCAUGCCAAAAUCUUUCCCACCUUUUCAGCAUCCAAGUAACCAACUUUUAGAAGAAAACGGUUUCCAACAGCAGAAGUACGUGAAAUAUCAUAAACAAUGCUUGAAUGAUCGAAAGAAACUUGGAAUCGGUUGCAGUGAGGUGAUGAUGUUAUUGUUAAAUAAGCAUUGGAUGCAGCUGAUGAGUUUCAACAGGGACGAAUUCUAUUACCGGCCCACAGAGCCGUUAGGAUGGUGGGCCGGCGGCAUUAUAUUGGGCGGAAGGGAUGAGCUCAGCGGUGGUACAUGGUUGGGCUCCACCAGAGAUGGAAGGGUGGCUUUCCUCACCAAUUUCAGGGAAGUUGAAAGGCUUUCCAAAAUCCUUUUUAUAUAUACAAAAAAGGUGUUUAUUGCAAUUGUUUCCUUGGUUGCAAACUAA
This is a messenger RNA of Arachis ipaensis, 679 nucleotides long. NCBI's taxonomy places the organism in Eukaryota, Viridiplantae, Streptophyta, Magnoliopsida, Fabales, Fabaceae. The record is from RefSeq and is a predicted model, not a curated record.